UCCUCUCCCCGUUCUCCGGGCUCGUGUCCCUACGGUUUCUUUCAGGAAGCGAGGUCGGCUUACGCUCUGCUAGUGGAACGAGGGGGAGAGACGAUCCGUUUGGGUUCUUCAAUAAGAGAGAGGGGGAAAGGGGGCUGUGAUAGGCAUGGCUUCUAAAGACAUCACUGGCUCUUGUUUCGUCAGUCUGAGCAAGGAAAUUACAGAAAGUGUCAGGAAGAUUAUCGACAAAUCUCCUAUCAAGUUUGUACGUGGUAUCAAACUUGACACCAAAAACGGCAAAACGGAGGAAAGAAUUUUGGUCCUCACAACAUGGCGGCUGUAUUUCCUGAUGCCCAAGGUUCCCACAAAGAUAGAGGCAACGUUCAACUUCUUAGAAAUUCGCUCUCUGACCUCCCAUGCGGAACAUCAGGUGAACGUUGACACGGACAAGUCCACCUACUCCCUGUGGUUUCAGUCCCGUGAGCAGCUCAACCAUGUCGUCAGCCAUGUUAACUUCGCCCUGUCACGAAUAUUCAACAACUCUGUGUUUGCCCCCUCCAUCUGUCACUCAGACAGUGACCUUUCAGAAGGCAGCAGGAAGUACUCCCCCAGCUCGGAGACGUCGCUGGAAACCCAGAGGGCGUGCGGAGGUUUUUCGGAGACUUACGCUGCUCUAUGCGACUACAACGGUAUUGGCUGCAAGGAGGAGGUGCAGUGGGAUGUGGACACAAUCUAUCACUCCCAGGACAACCGGGAGUUUAACCUGCUGGACUUCAGUCACCUUGAGAGCAGGGAUUUGGCAGUCAUUGUUGCAUCGAUGGCCUACAACAACUGGUUUACCAAACUGUAUGUCAAAGACCUGCGGAUAGGGUCGGAGGUCACGGAGCAGGUCUUGCACACGCUCAGUAAGUCUUCAAGCCUGGAGGAGAUCACACUGGAGAACGCUGGGUUAAAAUCGGACUUUCCACAGAAGAUGUCAGUUGCUCUUUCAGAGAAUCCAGCAUCUGCCAUCCACUCCCUCAACUUGGCCCAUAACUCUCUGGACAAUCAAGGUGUGUCCAACCUCAUCCAGCAGGUGUGUCGCCUCAGCAAGGGACUCCGUCUGCUAAACCUUUCCAAGACCUCUCUCUCCUCCAAAGGAGUGGUGUCUCUUUCUCAAGCUAUUUGCUCCAGUGAUGAAUAUUCCAACUCUCUCUUGCAUCUGGACCUGAGCAAGAACCCAGGACUGCUGUCCGGCGAAGACGUGUCGGUUAGUGUGCUGGUGGACUGGCUCAUUGUGUCUGCCAGGUCUCUGCUGACAGGACUGGUCACCAACCCCCACAUCAAUGAACUACACCUGGACCUCAGUGGCUGUGAGCUGAGAUCUGCAGGGGCUGCCGUGAUCCAGGAGCUUUUCCCCAGGGUGUCCUCAAUCGCAAGCCUGGAUAUCUCUGAUAAUGGUCUAGACGGAGACCUGUUUUCGGUCCUGCCAGCCCUCUCCAGACAUCCUUCCCUCAAGCACCUUCAUCUGGGCAAAAAUUUCAACAUCAAGAGCAGGGUUCUGGACGAGGUCCUGCAGAAGCUGGUUCUGCUCAUUCAGGAGGAGGACUGCGCGCUGCAGUCUCUGUCGCUGACUGAAUCGCGCCUCCGCUCUCGGGGCACGGUGUUGGUGAACACCCUGGGCAGCAACACCUGCCUCAGGAAAGUGGACCUGAGUGGGAACAGCAUGGAGGACAUUGGUGCUAAGAUGCUGAGCAAGGCUCUUCAGAUCAACACCACACUCAGGAGCGUGACAUGGGAUCGAAACAAUACCUCAGCGACUGGCUUUUUGGAUGUAGCGCGGGCACUCGAGCAUAAUUUCACCUUGCAGUACAUGCCCCUCCCUCUCAGUGACAUCAGCCAGGCAUACCGGAGUGCCCCAGAGAAAACGGAGCAGGCUCUAACCAAGAUCCAGCGAGCUCUGCUGAGAAACAACCAAACCCAACAAUUCUCCCAGAGACAGGCCCUCCGCCUGCACCAGGGCCUGGUCACCAGCACCGCUGAGCAGGUGAUGGAGCGUCUGUGCGUGCGUGUCGAGCAGCAGGUGUGUGUGUUACGAGGUGUUGGCGACAUGGAGGAGAUCCAAGCUGCCAAACAAGUGCUGAAAGAAGCCAGGAGCUCCCGUGCUCUCUACCCGUCACUGUGCGAGCUGGCUCAUGUUCUGUCAGUUGACGGACCAGUCCGACAGAGGUUAGACUCUCUAGCUGGAGAACUGGCCAAGGCAGCAGAUAAGGAGCUGCAGGUGAUCGUGGACUCCACGGUGUCUCUGUGCCGCGAGCUGUGUCCCCUGUCUUCGUCCAGCGCAGAGCGUCUCACGCCACCACUGUCGUCUGUCUCUGACCGCGUGUCCAUCCCUCGCUCGGCCAUCCGCACCGCGCUGAUGGAGAGAGCGGCGCAGGACAUCCACCGGGCCCUAGAGGAGGUGAAGCUGUCCGUCGUGUCUUAUCUCACCAACUCCAUCGUGGAUCAGAUCCUCCAGGAACUCUACGCUACCCACAAGGCCCUUACACAGCAGGUGUCCCAGCUGAAACGCUUGGAUGGGACGUGUGAGGACGGCACGGGUCAAAGGUCACACAGAAACUCUCUGGAGAUCACAGAUGAGGAGCUAGGAACCAGCAUAGACACAAUUGCAAUUAAGAAGCGCAGCUCUAGAACUCGUCGAAUACGCCCCGUAUCCACCAGGCUAAGCCUGUGUGAUGACUCCAGCUCUACCCCACCCACCUCUAUGCCCUUCUCCUCACCCCUAUCCCGUUCCGCAUCCUGGGAGGGUCUGUCGGAGCUGCCUACCCAGGGUGCACCAUUGCUCCACGUCACACGGGUCCGGCCCAAGCCCCCGCGGCGACACAGGGCCAGCCACCUUCCCUCUGACACACACUGCAGUGAAAAUGGAGGAGUUAGCCCUCUUGAUGAUGGACUACCAGAUUUCUAUUCUAAAAGAGUACUCCCUGACUCUCUACUCUCAUUUUUGCACAAAUCCAACUCACUGAGAAGAAAGAAGAGAAGCAACAUGCUGUCCAUCUUUAGCUUCCGUAAAAACCGCAACCAGACCCUGGAUCCUGAGCCUGAAUCAGGAGAAGAGCUUUUCAGCGAAGAGUGUCAUGCUGUUGCCAUAGCACCCACCGGGACGGCCAUGGAGAAUGUUUACACGUUGCUGCAGCCCCCCAGGACCCAGUCCAGGGCCGAGUCGCCCGGAGUUUCCACAGACAGGAGAGGGGACGGCCCGCAGUGGGAGAAAUUCCUGGUCCUGAGCCCGCCACCGAAAUCCAUUUUGGACACCGAGCUGCAGCAGCCAGAAUAUGGUAGGCUUUGGGGCGAUGUCAAGCAAUCGGACAGACUCAAGACGACGGAGGGAUCGGGGCAUGCAGAGGGACCGCGGCAGCCGGACGGGAGGCAGGGGGACGGCCACGCUGAGGGCCACCGACGGGCCUCUCUGUGGUCAACAGCGGUUGGACGGAGAGAGAGAGAGAGAACGCGCGCGGAGAGCAAACCGACGGAGAGAGCAUGUUGCGACAGCAGGCGCGCCGACAAACAGUGGACACUGGACCGCCACGCCCAGAGGCAGAUCGACCGGAAGCUGGAGAGACAGUGGACGACGGGAAGGCACCUGGACCGCUCGUGGUCGGAGAACAGGACCACGGACAUCGCGAUCGACUGGAUGUGGACGGAAGGGAGGCAGCCUGGCAGCAGCGGCAGGAAGACUGAGAGGUCUGGCCCGGCGCCACAUCUGCCCCAGAGGCCACUACCUCCGUACACAUCAGACUGGACGCCCUCGACCAAGCAGGAAGGAGAUCCCUUAAGAAACCUGGACUUGGCUGCAUUGGUGGUCGGGGAGCGAACUCUGCUUCACAUGCAGGAAACGCCAUCGGAUAGACAGAGCCAAUCAGAGGGCUGGAGGAGCGGAGGGGGGGGCGUGUCAUCCAGCCGCAGUGCUCCCUGUGCGUCUAAGCCAGAUCCUCCCCUGCAGAGUAGCAAACGCCACCUGCACAGACUUAGCUCAGGUGUGGAGGAGGAAGAGGAAGUGGAUCCCGGGAGGAUGGAGAAGAGGGAGGGAGUGAGGGACCUGGAGGGCCCACACCCUCCCAUUCCAGAGAAGCCAAAGACGUCGUCCUAUGUGACUUUCCCUAAGAAUUCAGACAGCGAUAGACACCUACCUCCACCGCCGGUCCCGGCACCUAACACCAGAGCUUUGCAUGGAUUGCCUUACCGAGCUGCCAGUCAAGGUGAUGAAGGAAUACGACCCCAGGCUCCUGUUAAGCCUCGGAGGCACAGGAAGGCGAUGUCAUGUGACACAGGCACUGACAGGGACAGGGAUAAUCUUGAGAAGCCCACCAAUCGCAAACCCCCUGUGAAAAAGCCUAGACUACCCCAGAACAGAAAUAAAUCCCUGGACCUGUCUGCUCGCGACCAUGGCCACCACGCUACAGAAAGCUUCUCCUCAUCACCUGAACAACUCAACCUGUAGUGAGGAGGGUCCUGAGAGUCGUCAACCCCCUUGCCUGCCUUCCAUAUCAGAGCGAGGAGAUGUCCACCAUGACAACCGCCAAGCAUUUCAUCAGCCGGGGAGUAGGGGUGGGGUUGGAAACGGAAUGCGAGGGCAAGCAUAGCAGUGAACAACGUGAACAAGUGUGAAAUCAGACAUCCACAUGCAUAAGGGGGACACAUCCUUUGCUUUUCAUAUGGUUGAACAGUCCCUCUUCUGUCUUUUAUGUUUUGUCAUUCUCUAUCUCUGCGUAGUGUGCUCAUACUGUUUGCUUUAUUCUCUCGCUCUCACAUCAUAUAAAACCUGCUGAAUCUG
Messenger RNA from Gadus macrocephalus (Pacific cod), 4792 nucleotides. Its product is annotated as capping protein, Arp2/3 and myosin-I linker protein 3-like. Gene Ontology annotation, biological process: cell migration; regulation of Arp2/3 complex-mediated actin nucleation. The record is from RefSeq and is a predicted model, not a curated record. NCBI's taxonomy places the organism in Eukaryota, Metazoa, Chordata, Actinopteri, Gadiformes, Gadidae. Gene Ontology annotation, molecular function: protein binding. Gene Ontology annotation, cellular component: lamellipodium; plasma membrane.